Vitis riparia (riverbank grape) is the source of this 1055-nucleotide messenger RNA. Its product is annotated as bifunctional pinoresinol-lariciresinol reductase 2. Gene Ontology annotation, molecular function: oxidoreductase activity. The transcript is spliced from 4 exons. The record is from RefSeq and is a predicted model, not a curated record. Bases 12 to 950 code for a protein of 312 amino acids. Lineage: Eukaryota; Viridiplantae; Streptophyta; Magnoliopsida; Vitales; Vitaceae.
GAGAGAGAGAGAUGGAAAAGAGCAAGGUACUCAUCAUAGGAGGAACUGGGUACCUGGGGAGGAGAUUGGCGAAGGCAAGUCUAGCUCAAGGCCAUGAAACAUACGUUCUCCAAAGGCCGGAUAUGGGUGUGGACAUUGAGAAAGUCCAAAUGCUGUUAUCAUUCAAGGAACAAGGAGCCCGUCUAGUGUUGGGUUCUUUCAAUGACCACCAGAGCCUUGUUGACGCCGUGAAGUUGGUAGAUGUUGUCAUUUGUGCUAUAUCCGGUGUCCACAUCCGGAGCCAUCAAAUCCUCCUUCAGCUCAAGCUUGUAGAUGCCAUCAAAGAAGCCGGAAACAUCAAGAGAUUUUUACCCUCUGAGUUCGGCACUGACCCUGCAACAAUGGAGAAUGCCAUGGAACCAGGGAGGGUGACAUUUGACGACAAAAUGGUAGUAAGGAAAGCGAUCCAAGAUGCUGGGAUCCCAUUCACCUACGUUUCUGCCAACUGCUUUGCUGGUUACUUUCUUGGUGGCCUGUGCCAACCUGGAAGCAUCCUUCCUUCAAGGGAUCAUGUGGUUUUACUAGGAGACGGCAACCAAAAAGCCAUCUACGUGGAUGAAGAUGAUAUAGCCAUGUACACUAUCAAAACCAUAGACGAUCCACGAACCCUGAAUAAAACACUCUACCUGAGGCCACCCCAGAACAUCCUUUCCCAAAGAGAAGUCGUGGAGGUCUGGGAGAAACUGAUAGGGAAACAGCUCCACAAGUCCUCAAUCUCCAAGGAAGAAUUUCUAGCCACCAUGAAAACCCAAAAUUAUGCAGAGCAAGUGGGAUUAACCCAUUACUAUCAUGUUUGCUAUGAGGGGUGCCUUGCAAAUUUUGAAAUAGGAGAUGAGGCAGAGGAGGCUUCUCAGCUUUAUCCUGAAAUCAACUACACUACUGUUCAUGAAUACAUGAAAAGAUAUCUGUGAUCCCCAACAUGUUUGCUCUACUUGCUGUUGAACCCUGUAAUGCUUCUCUCUAUGAGUCUAUCACAAUAAAGACUGUUAUGUUAUGAUCAUGUAUUUGUACUUGAA